CCUUCUUUGCCAGGCAGCAGCACUUGGGACUGAAGCUAACAUUUUGCUCAGUGCUUGUCCAGGGGUGCAGUGAAUUAACUAAACACUCCUGGUGGAACAGCAAGAAAGUUGCUGACAAAAUAUUGCUAUGCAGCAUAAUUAGAAAUGUGCAUUUUACUUCAGGUGGGCUUUCUUGUCACCUUAAGCCAUUAUUCUUGUGAUUCCUGAUUAAUGGGAACCUCUUUUAUUGCAGGCUUUCAGCUUCUUGGUCAGUCCCUGAAAGCGAGACUGACUGCAGCCUAUCAGAAAAGUGCAGGAAAAUGUAUUAAUUUGCAAGUUAUUAAAUAAAUAAACACCCUUGUGAAGCCAUCUGUUUUUCUGGGUGUAGAGUUACUUGCACCGGGUAGGGCUCACUAUUUCCUGGCUUGCUUUGUGCUGUGUGGCAGAAACGAUGUUUUUGCACUUCGCUUUGUGGACACGCUCCUGCAGUUCCAUUGAACAAAGCCUCUGCAAAGUCCCCAGCUUAUGAAAUAUUUCCUCUCCAUUGGGUCCCAGUCAGGGGAUGGCAUCUGCAGAGCCAGAAAAGGAAGCUCUUGCCUUAUAGAGAGCACUCGUGGGGUGACACAAUGGCUGAUAUAAAGUGUCAGAGGAGCUGAGCUGAAGGCAAAGGAACAAAGGAAGAUCCAGAUCCAGUGGCUGGGAGAGCCAGAAGUGUUUCGAGGAUGGAUAAAUUUAAGGCUGCGCUUGUACUGGCCGGGGUAGGGGAUGCUCUUGGUUACAGAAAUUUCUCCCGACAGGACAAUGCUUUAGGUGCAAAAAUCCAACAGGAGCUGAAGGAAAUUGGAGGGCUGGAGAACCUGGUGCUCUCCCCAGACAAAUGGCCAGUAAGUGACAACACGCUCAUGCACAUGGCUACAGCAGAGGCUGUCAUCACAGAUUACUGGUGUUUGGAGGACCUGUACCGGGAGCUAGUGAAGCGCUACGUGGAUGCUGUGGACAAGCUCUCAGGGAGGCGGCCAGACCCUGCAACCAUCGAGGGCUGCCGGGAACUGAAGCCAGAUAAUUACCUUCUGGCAUGGCACACUCCAUUCAAUGAAAAGGGUUCUGGUUUUGGAGCAUCUACAAAAGCAAUGUGCUUAGGGAUGCGUUACUGGAAGCCAGAGAGGCUGGAGUCACUUAUUGAAGUGAGCAUUGAGUGUGGACGAAUGACUCACAACCACCCUACAGGCUUUCUAGGCUCCCUAUGCACAGCUCUCUUUGUGGCGUAUGCAAUACAAGGGAAGCCCCUGGUGCAAUGGGGAAGAGAAAUGAUGAAAGUUGUGCCGAUGGCAGAGGAAUACUGCAAGAAGACCAUUCGUCACAUGGCAGAAUAUCAGGAGCACUGGUUUUACUUUGAAGCCAAGUGGCAGUUUUACUUGGAGGAGAGAGAAAUCAAUGAGGACAACCAGAACAAAGCCGUCUUUCCAGACAACUAUGAUGCGGAGGAGAGAGAAAAGACAUACCGCAGAUGGAGUUCUGAAGGUCGGGGUGGGAGACGGGGCCACGAUGCCCCAAUGAUCGCCUACGAUGCCCUGCUGGGGUGCGGCGGGGACUGGACAGAGCUCUGCAACCGCUCCAUGUUCCACGGAGGAGAAAGUGCAGCGACGGGAUCUAUUGCUGGCUGCCUCUAUGGGCUGGUGUACGGCCUGAGCAAGGUUCCUAAGGGCAUGUACCAGGAUCUUGAGCAAAGAGAGAGGCUAGAGUACUUGGGCGAGAACCUUUACCGACUGUCCAUGGAGGAAAAGUAAAACUGUCUCUGCCAUUUUCUCUUUCUAUAAAGACUAUAUCAAAUCCUGUAGAUAACUGUCCAACUUUAAUGAUGAAGGAAUUAGCUGAGAGUUAAUCUGAAAGGAUGUAUGUAGAUUGUGUGCAAGUGAAGAUAGCUGAAUAACUGAAGAACAACUAGGUAUUUACAGUGUUUGUGGGUUUUUUUUACAGAUGUAGGGAUUUUUGAAUAUAAAUAUUGCUGCCUAAGCCCGUGAGAUAAUCUCAAAUGGAAAAAAAUCAAU
Phasianus colchicus (ring-necked pheasant) is the source of this 2027-nucleotide messenger RNA. It is a transcript of the gene ADPRHL1, whose product is annotated as ADP-ribosylhydrolase like 1. The record is from RefSeq and is a predicted model, not a curated record. Lineage: Eukaryota; Metazoa; Chordata; Aves; Galliformes; Phasianidae.